AUGUCCACCGAGCCAUCCUACCAGCGCAUAACAGCCGACUUCAAAGCAGCCUUUGAAUCUCGUAUACCGACGGAGCUUCUCCUCUCCGACCUCCCCAAAGAUGUAUCCAAUCUCGUCUCCACCUCCGGACUGCUCGACCCCGCCGAAGUCGAUAUUGUGCAGAUGGACGCCACGGGCCUCCGGGAUGCUCUGGCAUCUAGACAGGUGUCAGCGGUAGCUGUUACUACUGCAUUCCUGAAGGCUGCGGGUAUAGCUCAUGGGGCUACCAACUGCCUCAUGGAUUAUUUCCCGGAGGAGGCGCUGGAAACGGCGAGGUAUCUGGAUGCGGAGAUGGAGAGGACUGGGAAGCCUGUGGGACCGAUGCAUGGGGUACCUAUCUCUAUCAAGGACCAGAUGUGCGUCAAGGGCCGGGAGAUCACUGCGAGCUUUGCUUCGUGGGUCGGCAAGAACGUUCCUGAGAAGGAUGGGGUCUUUGUGCGGAUCUUACGGGAGGCUGGAGCUGUAUUCUACGUCAAGACGUCAAUCCCGCAGGCUAUCAUGCAUCUCGAGACGGACAGCUUCCUCGGACCCACUCUGAACCCGUACAACCGCGAGCUCACUUCGGGCGGGUCAAGUGGGGGCGAGGGAGCGCUUAUUGGAUGCCGAGGUAGUCCCAUGGGUCUCGGAACCGAUAUCGGGGGAAGUAUCCGUAAUCCGGCCGCUUUGAACGGGAUAUACGGCUUCAAACCUACGGCUACCAGACUGCCCAAGGGCGGAAACAGGGCACCGAUGGCAGGCCAAGAGUCCAUACCCGCAGCUAUCGGCCCGCUCGCCCGGUCCGCCCGAGACCUUUCACUCUGUAUCGAGACCGUCCUCGCUGCUGAGCCGUGGCACCUCGAUCCUACUCAGGUCGGGAUGAAGUGGCGUCCGGACGAAGUGGUCUGGAAGGGCGGAGACAAGCCGAAGAUUGGGGUCAUGUGGGAUGAUGGGGUCGUGGUUCCUCAAGCCCCAAUGCGAAAGGCGUUGAAGCUGGCGGUAGAGAAGUUGCGAGCGGAGGGGUACGAGGUGUUCGAUUAUCGGCCCUUCAAGCAGUCUGAAGGGUGGGACAUCAUCACGUCCUUAUACUUUACCGAUGGGGGCCAGACUAUCCGGAAUGCCAUCGAAGCGUCCGGCGAGCCUAUGUUACCUCUCACAAAAUGGAUUCUGGAGCAGAACCAACGGGACCGCCCUGCACUCGAGUUGUUCCAGUUGAUACAACGCCGAGAAGCGUUCAAGGCAGAAUACAACGCCCAUUUUGCCGCAUCUGGAGUGGACGUAAUUCUCUGCCUGCCAGGCCCAGGUCCGGCCCCGAUCUUGGGUACAAGCAAGUACUGGUGUUAUACUUCCAUCUUCAACCUCGUGGACUAUCCCGCGGGAGUGUUGCCGACGGGGACGUUUGUGGGUUUGGAAGACGUGAGGGAGCCGGAGAGGGAGUUCCUUAGCGAGCAGGAUAGAGAGGUAUGGGCUGCUUACUCGCCGGAGAAGAUGAUUGGCGCUCCGCUUGCACUGCAGGUCGUAGCGGGCAGAUGGGAGGAUGAAAAGGCUCUACUGGCUUUGCAGAUGAUCGAUCAAGUUUUGCUCGGCAAGUGA
Messenger RNA from Dioszegia hungarica, 1608 nucleotides. RefSeq names its product amidase signature domain-containing protein. The record is from RefSeq and is a predicted model, not a curated record. The transcript has 8 exons. The coding region runs from base 1 to 1608 and encodes 535 amino acids. NCBI's taxonomy places the organism in Eukaryota, Fungi, Basidiomycota, Tremellomycetes, Tremellales, Bulleribasidiaceae.